CAUCAGUGAAUUGCGUUUCAUCUCCGACAGGGAAACACGAACGGAUCGUACUUACGGCACAGGAGAAGAAUUUUAAACAGGGUAAGAGGGAAAGGUCAUAACAAAAUGAAGGUAGUUCUAAUCCUUUUGGGAGCGUUUUGCUUAGCAAACGCUAGCCAAGUCUAUACCGCCGACCAAUCAUACCUAAUCAAACAGAAGAAUAUUUACGAGUUAUUUUGGCACGUCGAUCAGCCGACGAUUUAUUACCCAGAACUUUACGAAAAGGCUCGUUCGUUCAGCGUUGAGGAUCACAUCAAUUCCUACACAGACAAGACUGUAGUGACCGAAUUUCUCCGACGCUGGAAACAUGGAAUGUUGCCACGAGGCCAAGUUUUCUCUGUCAUGUAUCCUCACCUUCAUGAAGAAGCAGUUUGUUUGUUCAACCUCUUAUAUUCUGCUAAGGACUUUGACACCUUCUAUAACACUGCAGUAUGGGCACGAUUCAAUAUGAACGAGCAUAUGUUUAUUUAUGCUCUUAGCGUUGCCGUUCUUCAUCGUAGCGAUACACAAUACGUUCGUCUUCCACCUCUAUACGAAGUCGUACCAAAUUUAUUCUUCAACGAAGAUGUCUUAUAUAAGGCGCACCAUCUUGGAAUGGGUGAUACUAAUCUAAAGAAGACUGAAAAUGGUGUUAAUCUUUACGUGAUUCGCAGUAACUAUUCUAAUUGGUAUUUAGUAAGGAACAAUCUACCAGAACAAAAGCUGAGCUAUUUCACCGAAGAUGUUGGUCUUGGACAAUUCUAUUUCAUGAUUAAUCACGAUUUUCCUUACUGGAUGAACAGCGUUCAAUAUAAAUUACCUACCAAUGUCCGAGGUGAAAUGUACUUGUUCGAACACAAACAAUUAUUACUCCGUUACUAUUUGGAAAGAUUAUCGAAUGAUAUGGGCGAAGUUGACUACGUUGAUUUUCACCAACCAAUUGUUACUGGAUACUACCCAAGAAUGCAGCAUCGCAACGGAAUGCAAUUCCCUCAGCGUGAAACCGAUGCUGUGGUACCACUUCACAUGCAUAAAUAUGUACAGGAAGCUGAACAUCUCGAAAGUCGCAUUGCCGAUGCCAUUGAUUCUGGUUUCGUUGAAGAUGUUAAUCAUCAACACAUAAAUAUCUAUACUCAGGAAGGUCUCAAUGUUCUCGGUAACAUCAUUCAAGGAAACGCUGAUGCAGUAAAUCCAAAAUACUAUGGACAAUACGACGUCCUUUGUAAGAAGAUCUUCGGAUUUAGUGUGCAACCCAAUACCAAAUACCAAAUUGCUCCUAGUGCAUUAGAAAUCUUCAGUUCAAGUACAAGAGACCCUGUCUUGUAUAGCAUAUAUAAGAACGUCGUCACCUACUUAUUAAAUUACAAGAAGCAUAUGCCUAGCUAUACACAAGAAGAACUUAGUUUCCCAGGUGUCGUGAUUGAAUCUGUUGCCGUAGAUAAAUUAAUGACAUUCUUUGAUCACUUCGAAUCCAUGCUCAACAAUGCUAUUUCUAUACAAAAUCACAAAGAUGCCCAAUCCAUGUUGAUCAAGGCACGUCAAUAUCGUCUCAACCAUAAGCCUUUCACUUAUCAUAUUACCGUAAACAGCGAAAAGGUCGUUAAAGCUAUGGUGCGUGUGUUCCUUGGACCCAAAUAUGAUGUAUAUGGCCACGAAUUGGAUAUCAGCGAGAAUUACAUGAACUUCAUGGAAUUGGACCAAUGGAUGGUCGACCUCAAAGUUGGUACCAAUAAGAUCGAACGCAACAGUCACGAAUCGAUCUAUGUUGUUUCCGAUGACGUUCCUAGUGAUGUUUACUAUAAGAAAAUAGUGAAUGCCAUGGAUGGUUUGGAACCAUUAACUUACACCACGAAACUUUACGGAUUCCCAGACCGUCUAAUGCUUCCUAAGGGCAAGAAAGAAGGCAUGCCAUUUAAACUUUUCGUACACGUCGCGCCAGUUGACGAAACCAAAUCCUUCAAGGUUAACACACCAAUUUGGGGAACUUCUACCAUGGAUGGACGCCCGAUGGGUUUCCCACUGGACAAACCAGUUCAAGCGUACAACUUUACUUUAUCUAAUCUUCACUUCAAGGAUGUCUUUAUCUUCCAUAAGCAAUUCGAUGAAAUGAACGUUACCCUCAAAUCGACCAUGUACAGGAACUUGGCAGUUUUGGCCAUUCUGGCCUUCUGCCUUGCCUCCGCUGAAUAUUAUACUGUUCGAACGGCUGACCAAAACUUUUUAUUAAAACAAAAGAAGAUAUACAAUCUCUUGUAUCACGUUUCUCAGCCGAGCAUCGUCAACCCUGCGUUAUAUGCCGAGGGUCAACAAUAUAAUAUUGAAGCAAACAUCGAUUCCUACACCAAUAAAGACGCUGUAAAAGAGUUCCUGUAUUUAUACAAGUAUGGAAUGUUAGCACGAGGCGAUGUUUUUUCCAUCUACUAUCCUAAACUUCUUAAAGAAUCGGUGGCUCUGUUCCAUUUGUUUUAUUAUGCCAAAGAUUUCGAUGUCUUUUACAAAACAGCAUUAUGGGCUCGUAUUUAUGUAAACGAAGGUCAAUUCGUUUGUGCCCUUUAUAAUGCUGUUAUCAGUCGUCCAGAUACUCUCUACAUCCAACUUCCACCUCUCUACGAGAUAUAUCCCUAUGUCUUUUUCAAUUCUGAAGUUCUUAAAAAGGCAUACCAUGCGAAGAUUUACGGUAAACUAGAUACGCAAAAGUUAACUGGAUAUGACACUUACAUUAUCCCAGCAAAUUAUUCCGGCUGGUAUAUAACUUACGAACAUGAUCAAGAAUACAAAUUGAAUUACUUCACUGAAGAUAUUGGCUUGAACUUGUAUUACUUCUACUUCAGACAACAAUAUCCCUUCUGGCUGAAAAGCGAAGAAUAUCAAAUGCCAAAAUAUCGUGGAGAAGAAUAUUUGUACGGACACAAACAACUUAUGACACGUUACUACUUGGAACGUCUAUCGAACAAUCUUGGUAAAAUAGAAGAAUUCGACUGGUACAAAGAGUUCUAUCCUGGAUAUUAUCCAACUAUGACUUAUCACAAUGGCUUACCGUUCCCGCAACGUCCAUACUUGAGUAUGUUUCCGUACUACAAAUACAAAUAUAUCAAGGAUGUAUACGAAAUGGAAUCACGAAUUUCCAGUGCUAUCGAUUCCGGUCUUGUCGUCGAUAAGAACGCCAAAUUAGUCAAAAUUUAUUCUUCGGAUGGUCUUAAUGUUCUUGGUAAUAUAAUUGAAGGUAAUCAAGAUUCACAUAACUACGAUUUCUAUGGAAGUUUAGACUACUACGUUAGGAAGAUUUUUGGAUACAACGUUGAUCCUGCAACACCUUACCAAAUUGUACCAAGCGCUCUCGAGAGUUUUGCUACGUCUUUGAGAGAUCCCGCUUUCUAUCGGCUCUACAAGAAGAUUUGUAAUUAUUAUCACAGAUACAAAAUACGCCAAGAGCCUUAUACCAGGGAUAUGAUUGUUUUUCCAAGUCUCAAAGUUGAAUCUUUUGCUGUAGACAAAUUAAUUACUUACUUCGAUCAAUUCGAUACAUCCCUUAAUAACGGAUUGAUGGUCGAGAGCCAGCAAGAAGCUGAAAGCUAUAUUAUCAAAGCGAGACAAUAUCGUCUCAAUCACAAACCAUUCAAUUUCCACAUAACCAUUAAUUCCGAAAAAAGUAUCAAAGCAGCUAUUCGUAUUUUCUUAGGACCUAAAUACGACAUAUAUCGAAGAUUGCUCAAUUUCGAAGACAACUUGAAAUACUUUUAUGAGAUUGACAACUGGAUAAUCGAUCUGAAUGCUGGUAUAAAUAAGAUCGAUCGAAACAGCAAGGACUGUUUCUUCUUGUCUCCCGAUCCAGAACCUAGCGAAAUUUUCUACAAGAAGAUCGAAAGAUCUUUAAAUGGUUCUGAAACCUUGAAAUACAACGAAAGGCUUUAUGGAUUCCCGGAAAGAUUGCUUCUGCCUAAAGGAAGAAAAGAAGGUUUUCCGUUGUAUAUGUUCAUCUAUGUUAGCCCAGUAAUCAGCGAACCUCUUUUAUACACAUCUCGUAUCUUCGGUAAUUACAAAUUUGAUGAUAAACCAUUCGGAUUCCCCUUGGAUAAGCCAAUCAUCGAUUUUCAUUAUGAUGGACCUAACAUGUUACUAAAAGAUGUCUUCAUUUUCCAUAAGGAUGAAACUGAAAAUUUUAACGACAUAAUUGCUUGAUUUAUCAUUUACGUAAUUCAUUAACAAAAUGUUAAUUUUUGUUAAUGCAUCUAAUAAUUUCAUUUCUCACGGUAAAUAAAAUCUUUUUUUAUACAGCUGUAAAAAAAA
Vespula vulgaris is the source of this 4305-nucleotide messenger RNA. Its product is annotated as hexamerin-like. Bases 106 to 4197 code for a protein of 1363 amino acids. The transcript is spliced from 11 exons. The record is from RefSeq and is a predicted model, not a curated record. Lineage: Eukaryota; Metazoa; Arthropoda; Insecta; Hymenoptera; Vespidae.